This is a messenger RNA of Eupeodes corollae, 595 nucleotides long. RefSeq lists its product as uncharacterized. The coding region runs from base 136 to 438 and encodes 100 amino acids. Lineage: Eukaryota; Metazoa; Arthropoda; Insecta; Diptera; Syrphidae. The record is from RefSeq and is a predicted model, not a curated record. The transcript is spliced from 2 exons.
UUCUGCGCAAUGGAUGCUACAUAGAUAGAAGUUAUAGGAAUUUGUUUAUAUUUUUUCUUCGAGUUUCGAGAAACCAUUGUUUUCAACGUUCUACUUUUUCGCGUCUGUAUAAAUUUAUUUAUUUCAUCAAUUAAUAUGCCUGAACCUGUAUCAGAAGACUUAGAUUCUGAAUCUGUUGAAGUCCUGCGAGAGCGUUUGAGUUCAAUGAAACGUUUGAUGGCAGAACAGCGCAACAGCCAGAAAUCAUCUUCAACAGCAAGUACUGAAGAAAUAUGGUCCAGAGCUCGAAGAUCAUCGACCGGAAUAAUUGAUGGAAACUUUCUUAGUUUUGCAUUUGGUGCUACAUUAAUUGGAAUUAUAAGUGUAGCUUUUUAUAUUUUCUACAGCUUGUAUCAAGCUGUAUUGAAGAAAUUUCCAUCUCAGCACACCGAAUUGUAAAGUAUGGUGCUGAUGAUGAUGAUAAUUUUUUUACUGCUGCAAACUUUAGACAAAUUAUAAAUUAUCAAAAAUUAGAUAUGCAAAUUAAUAUGUUAUGUCUUUAUACUCGAGUCUUGAUGUGUAGCUAAUUUCUUAAAUAAAAUACUUCCAAAUCGUA